AAAACAUAGUGUUGUCAGGUGUUGUCCAUAAUCGUGAUUCGCCGCAGUUUCAAUCUGUUGACUGAUUAGGAUUGUAGUGUGAAACGGACUCUUCUCUGUGCGAUAUUAGAACUAAAGUGAUUUAUGUGCUUUUGUGGUGCAAGUUAUCGAAACAACAUUGUGCUAUUUUUAUAAAAAAUUAAAUAUUAAAAAAAAAUUGUGUUCAGUGAACAAUUUUAUUGUUAUAACCUAUAUAAAUUACUUAAAGACUGCAAGAUAACUAGUUUUUGUGUCGAUUUGAAUGGUUUCAAAUUGACUUUGACGUCACUGUAAGCGACCAAUCGGUUGGCGUCAAAGACUAUGUAGUAAAUGCGUGUUAAUAAUAAAAAUAUAAACAAUUAUUAUUGAAACUAAUUAUUUGAAUGGGUACCACGUGAGUGCGUAUUAAAAAUAUGCUAUUAAAAUGUACUGCAGACGGGAGACGUAUCAAAGUGAACGGAGCGCCGGUCACCCAAGGGAAUGUGGCGAGAGGCAUGAAAAUGACCAUGUCCACGAGCGCGACUAUGAGCGCCCGCGUCCACAGGAAGGUAAUCCGGGCGCCGCAUAAGCGCGCGCACCCGGGCAAGUAUCUCCACGCGGGCAAGAUGGCGCACCCGGGCAAGAUGGCGCACCCGGGCAUGUCGGGCAAGAGCGCGCACCCGGGCAAGUUCGCGCACCUGGGCAAGUUCGGGAAGCUCGCGCAUUACGCACACACGCACACGAUCAGGCCGCCGGAGCCGUGCGAGAACAGCAACGACAGCGGGCUCGGCCCGGACCCCGUCAACAGACUGUCGGACGCGCCGGAGGAAUGGGAUCAGCCAGAUACAAAGCGUCGCCGUGAAAACGAGUCGGACGUUAAAAUAGAGUGCGAAGAUGCGAAUGACGUGUACGCGUUCGCUCCGCCCGCGGCGCCCGCGCCCGCGCCGCUCGACGCUGCGCCCUCCGCCCUGCCUGCGCCCGCGAUACGAGCGGGGUGCAGCAUAUCUAGUCCAAUAAUAACCGACUCCAACAAUAGGUUCCAAGAGCCGGCGUACCGGUCGUGCGGUAAAUUGGGCAGCACUGGCAAGUUAGCCAGCAAGUACGCGGCUGAGGGCAAGCUUGGGGGCAAGUUGGGAGGCAAGCUGGGGGGUAAAUACGGGGGCAAGCUGGCGCAGGCGCUCGCGCGGCGGAGAGCGCUGGCCUCCAUGACGCACACGGGCCCGCCCGGCCUCGCCGCGCCGCUCACCAGCAAGUCCAAGGACGGCACGGUCGAGCUGCAGAUACUCUGCCAGCCGGAGUCGCAGCACAGAGCGAGAUAUCAGACUGAAGGAAGCAGAGGAGCAGUAAAGGACAAUUCAGGGAAUGGAUUUCCGAUAGUGAAGCUAGUCGGUUAUGAUAAGCCAGCAGUUUUACAGGUGUUCAUAGGCACAGACACAGGGCGGGUAGCACCGCACAUGUUCUACCAAGCAUGUCGAGUGUCGGGCAAGAACUCGACCCCCUGCAAGGAGAGGAAGGAGGACGGCACUGUGGUCAUAGAGAUCGACCUGGAGCCGGCCAAGAACUGGCAGGUUACGUGCGACUGCGUGGGGAUCUUGAAGGAGCGGAACGUAGACGUGGAGCAUCGUUUCGGCGAAACCCUGGGCGCGAGUGGUGCUGCGGCACACGCGGCGCGCGGCAAGAAGAAGUCGACGCGGUGCCGCAUGGUGUUCCGCACAGAGAUCGUGGACGCGGCCGGCCGCGCGGAGACGCUGCAAGUGUGCUCCACGCAGAUCAUAUGCACCCAACCUCCCGGAGUACCAGAGGUCUGCCGCAAAUCCCUUGUCUCCUGUCCAGCGACUGGUGGCCUGGAGCUGUACCUCCUCGGCAAGAACUUCCUCAAGGAGACCCGGGUGGUGUUCCGUGGUCAUCAUGAGGGCAGACCCUGGGAGGAGGAGGUGGUGCCGGAUAAAGAGUUCUUACAGCAGACGCACCUAGUCUGCUGCGUGCCCGCGUUCGCGCGCACGGACAUAUCCGAAGCGAUCAACGUGCAGAUCUUCGUGCGCUCCGGCGGCAAAGCGUCCGAACCGCACGCGUUUCUUUACACGCCGCCAUCACUUGAUACCGGCCCGCUGCACUGCACCAGACACCACGCGCACCCGAUCGGUGAGGAGCGCGAGGCGCGGCCGGUGGCGUGGUGGGGCGCGGCGGGCGCGGCGGGGCUCGGCGCGCUCAUGCCGCCCCCCGCCCCGCCCGCGCGCCGCCCCUCCGUCAUCCUGCCCGACCCGCAUUCGCCGCUCGGCCUCAAAAGCGAGGUCGCGGACGAGUCGAGCCAGCACAGCGCGGACGGGGACGAGUGCGACGAGCUGCCGACGGACAACCUCGCCGGCAUGGACCUGCGCCUCAAGUCCGAGAAUACGUCGCAUCAGGUCGGCUUCGUCAGCGGCUUCGACUCCAUAAAGCUAUCCCCCUCCACAUCUUCGCAGAGUGAACCGCAAUCUCCUAAAGCAUUUUUCACGCAGACCCUCCAAGCGAUUCAGAAUCAGGUACAAACUGAUAAGAUGGUGGAAUCCGUCACCGCGGCUAUCUUUAACUCCGAUAAUGGCGGUCAGAUAUACGUAGACCCGCCCAUCAUGCCGAUGGCGCCUAUGGAUCCCAUGCAGCAACUAAUCUCUACUAAGACUCAAAUGGAUCCCUUGGAGACUGAUAUGAAGGUGCUCAAUUCGGAAAUGAUGAUGACUGACUCGGCGAUGCCGACCACCGUCUUACAAUCGACGACAGAGCAGAGGCUCAUGGUGUACAACCAAGUGCAGCAGAACGGAGAGGGUUCGUACAAUCCGUUUGGAGCGAUGACAAAAAUGGAAGCUUCGCAGAUCGAACAGAGAUUAGCUCAGCAGAGCGCACAGAUGACGGCACUAGUGGAAGAUGCGAUGAAAGCGACGGCCGCUAUCUUGCCGUCGGACGCUGCCAAACUUGACGAGCUCGUUAACUCGCGAGUGGAAGACCAUUUGUCUGGCUCCGCUACGUCUCCGUCCACAGCAUCUCAUGCAUCAGAUGUUCUACUGAGUCCAAACGCGGCAGUCGUCCAGCGCAACUCCACCAACGAACUCCUUCCCCCGAUGCCCCCCUCCACUAUCCCACCCGAUGUGAUCCUCAAUCCGCAAGUGUCACCCAGCAUGCUUUGCGAAAACAAUCAAAGGAUGCACAAUCCUCUAGUUGUACAGUCCGGGCCGACACAGGAGGAACUGAUGAUGAUGCCCGAUAUACCGACAUCGGUCAAAACACCCCCCGCGGCGGUAAAGUCGAUGAUAUUAAACGCGGCUGCGGAAAUACUGACCUCCGAUUCCGCAAUGAACGCGCUCGUCAAGUCCGCGAUCAGCACGGCAAACAUAUUCAGCAACGAGAACGUGGGUGGGUCGGGCGUGAUGCAGACGACGGACACGCAGCCGCCCGCGGAGCCGAGCGCGGAGACGCCGCUGGAGGCGAUGUCGCAGGCCGUGAGCCAGGCCGUGACGCAGGCCGUGAGCCAAGCCGUGAGCCAGGCGGUCAGCCAGGCCGUCAGCCAGGAGAUGACGGCGCCCGUGCAGGGCCUCACCGACAUGAGCGACCAGGACCUGCUCUCGUACAUCAACCCAUCGACCUUCGACCAAGUGUGAAGGCGGCUCCGUAGCUCGAGACUACGGCCUGUGUCGGCUCGCUUUCGCGUAACAUAGUGACGUGUGAGGGCUCAAAGCAGUUUUUAUGUGAAUUUUUAAUAAAUGUCACUCAUGUACGACUCCCUGACUAUAAUCUCUCAGUGCGUGUGAAACAAAAUGAUUCUCAUAUUUUUAAAAGUAUAUAUGAAUUGGUGCGUUUGCGUGUCAAUUAUUUCAAGUGAGUCAGUAUUACAGGGCUAAUCGAUUUAUGAGGAAUCGUGACAAACACGAAUGUCAAUUUCACAAUUGGUACUUACCGAGUGACCGAAUGAACAAAAUGGAGAUUCGUUCGUUCUUUAUCGGUGUCGCUGCAUCGUCGUUGCUAUUAGAAAAUUAUGUAUGUAUAAUUGUGUUGACUAUGAGAUGUGUAUUUUGGUAAGUUGAAAUAUUUCGAAUUUUAUGUAAAUAAUGGAUAGCUUUGUAUUUAUGUUAUUUGUUGAUGUGUUGAAUGCUGACGCGUGGUUUACAGUCUGUUGAUAAUCAUUCCGAUAUUUGUAAUAAAACAGCCAUUUUUACAGUACUAAAUUAUUGGUCGUAUUAAGUUUAAGCCAGCCUAUUGUAACUAAUAACACGGCCAGUAAAUAUUACGUAAUUUUGUAACAGACAUAUACAACAAGAUUUUAUACAAUUCAAUAUUUUCUAUGAUGUUUACCACGCACAAUUUGGUAUUAUGAACUCAAGGUAUUUUUGUAAAUCGGCUUUAAUAUACAAAAUUAACUGAACUCCGUUCAAAGAUGCACACAGAAUGUAGACGCGUAGACAUAAGUGAAGUAAUUGAGCAUGAGUUUAUUUUUAAGAAACAGUACUGAGAUCUUAUUAUCGCCCCUUACUUCGCGAUCGAUUAGAUUAGGACCUUAUUAUCGCAAUAAGAGGUGAUGCUAAGGCCUUUAAGUAUAUAGAGCAAACGGUAACAUAUAAUUAUAUAAUGAUGUUCAUUUUUAUAGCUAAAGUCGAAUGCUACAUAUUAAAUGUGCCAUUGUAUGUUAUAUAGACCUAGGAUAAGUACGUGUUAGUAUAUGCGCGAAUUAUUUGGUGUUAUUCGACGUAAUUGUUUUGGCCAACAUAACAACUGCUACAAUCAAAUUUCGAAUUUGACAUUAUUCGAUCAAACCUUCAUUCUCGUACACUCACAACUCUACAUCCUCAAUUUUAUCUUUUACUGUAUAAAUUUAGAUUUUUAUUUGAACUUGCUAACUAUAUUUAUUUUCUAUUUUCACAUCAAACAAAAUCAUAUAAUGAGUUGAUCGAAUAAUGUAGGUAUACAGUGUUUUAUCAGUGUUUCUAAUUGAAAUGUUAUGAACAUAAACAAUCGGGGCAAAGGGCUAUGAAGGUGACGUGCCUUUCAAAUAUAAUACGACAACUUUCAACUGUUCAACGUAUUUAAUUAUUAUAAUUAUAUUUGACCUUAACAUUCCGAAUUAACACAAUAUAUUGCCAAAUAAAAAUAUUAAGUACGUUAUACGAGUUGAAAUGGGUCGUCUUUAUUCUCUGCCACGGGGACCAUAUCAAACAAUAUAUAAUAAUAAUAUACAAACAAAAUAUACAAUUAUUGCCAAAGUUAUAUAGAAUAUAAACUUUUGGAUCUUAUAGCUUAUUAAAAUAUAGUUAUUUCUAUUUAUAGGAAAUACGGAUUGUUAAACUAUUAUUUUUUAUAUACGCACGUCAAAUGGUUCGACGCACGGGAGUAAAUGAUGUUAAUUAUGUUAUAUGAACAAUUUUUUACUGUUAAUAUUAAACGAUUAUAUAAAUCAAUUAUUGUUUGCUAUAGAUGUAAUUUAACAGAUAAAUGGAGUAUGAUUACGUCAAGUUAUCGAUUAAAACUGACAUCACAUAUUAUAUUGUAUUAAGAUAGCUCAGUCUUCCAUAUUUCGUUGAAAAGGCACAAAACAACGCAUUUAACAACGAAUUGAAUUACUUGUUGGUAGUUUUACUUAUUUAAGUUUACAGUGCAGUUAUUGUAAAAUGGGUGCUGCUUCUGUGUCACGAACUGAACUGAUGUUGACGAAAUUUAAAAUUAACAAAGAAACGUUUAGUUUCUGUUCAAAUGAAUACUUCAAAGAAUUAACGGUUAUAUCAUAUAAUGAUAAUAAAACAUAAAAGAAAAGGUUAGUUAGUAACACAAAGCAACGCCUGAUGUAAAUCUCAACAUGGGUAAGCCACGUUCUGCGUCGCUUCGAUCUCUAGUCGGUCUAAAUCAAUGCAACUUGCCGAAGUUACAAUCAUGUAUGUUAUUUGUUUGAUGUAAUUGAUUAAAUGUUAUGAAAAUUU
Colias croceus (clouded yellow) is the source of this 5936-nucleotide messenger RNA. RefSeq names its product nuclear factor of activated T-cells 5 (gene NFAT). Gene Ontology annotation, molecular function: DNA-binding transcription factor activity, RNA polymerase II-specific; RNA polymerase II cis-regulatory region sequence-specific DNA binding; transcription factor binding. NCBI's taxonomy places the organism in Eukaryota, Metazoa, Arthropoda, Insecta, Lepidoptera, Pieridae. Gene Ontology annotation, cellular component: transcription regulator complex. The coding region runs from base 432 to 3629 and encodes 1065 amino acids. The record is from RefSeq and is a predicted model, not a curated record. The transcript has 13 exons. Gene Ontology annotation, biological process: regulation of transcription by RNA polymerase II.